AAAAGAGUGUUUCGAUGGACUUGGCUACAUGCUGACUGAUUCACUUUGACUACACCACAGCCUGCAGCCUGCUUCUGUGUACACCUGAGGAUUAAAGACAAGAAAAGGCAGCAUGAACUUGGUGUCCUCCAUCCUGUCCACUCUCGCUCUUCCCCGUAUUUCUGUACUUCCUCCUGACCCUUCUCUCUCUCCAUCUUCCCCUUGUCCACCUCCGUCCUCUCAGCAUUCUGACGCUCUGUGUGGCAGCUGCCCGUCUGGUUCUGCCCCACAGACUAACAGUGUUUGGCCCAGUCAGGCGCCGUCUGGAAGUGGGUUCCCUGGAUGGCCAGGGCAGCCCACCCAGCCCGCACCGUGCUGGACUGGCCAACCAAACACACCCUGCUGGCCUGGGACACAACAAGCUCCGUACUCUGUCCCAGCACCAAUUUCAUUUCCAGCCCCGGCUCAAACCAUAACACCAGCACCUGCCACAACCAUAGUCCCAGCACCAGCUCCAGCACCAGCUCCAGCUCCAGCUCCAGCUCCAGCACCAGCUCAAUUUCCAGCUCAAUUUCCAGCUCAAUUUCCAGCUCAAGUUCCAGCUCCGGGUCAGCCCUGCCAACCUUGCUGGCCAGGCACCCAGUACCAGCCACCCCAGCCACCAGCUCCAAUUCAAACUCAAGUCCCUGCUCAAGUACCAACUCCAACUCCAACUCCAGUUCCAGUCCCAGCACCUGCUCCUGCUACGGGCAUCCAUCCCAUAGGGUGGCCUUCCCACCCUGGAUGGCCUUAUAACCCAGGACAGUCAGGAUGGCCUGGACAGGGUCCAUCUAGCAUGCCUCCACACUGGCUUCCACCCACAUCUGGACCUCUUAGUGUGCCAUACAACUUGAACCUUGCACGAGGGGUCUAUGACAAGAUGAUGAUGACCAUCUUGGGCCAUGUCAAGCCGAAUGCUAAAAUGUUCACAGUGAACUUUCUGAGAGGCAACGACAUUGCCUUUCACAUCAACCCCCGCUUCAGUGAGGGGGGAAAACAGGUGCUGGUCCGUAACCACAAACAGGGUGAGCGUUGGGGCGCAGAGGAGAGGGAUCUGAAGGGGCCUUUCCCCUUCGCUCUUGGGAGCCCAUUUGAGAUGAAGAUCAUGUGCACUCAUGAGGCGUUCAGGGUGGCAGUGAACAACAUCCCGCUGUUUGAGUUCCGACACCGCAUCAGAGAGCUCAACCAGAUUGACAGGAUCAACAUCCUGCAUGAUGUCGUCCUCACCUACGUCAAUGUGGAGACACUUCCAUAAGAGGCACACUAUUACUCACACACAGUGCAUGAAUCAGCACGUGACACAGACGCAGAUAUAUGAGUGUGUAAAUGCGUAUAGACAUAUAGAAAUCUGCACAGAUACACACACACACACACACACACACUAUCUAUCUCGCAGGAACUAAAACAUUCCAGUGUAUCAUGAUGCUUAAAGAUCGAAUAAAUAAGUGUGUUAGUGUUUGAUGUGAUAUUAAUAUUGACAUGAGCUGAGCUCAUCCUACAGUAUGCUACAAACUACUUUCUCUACAGUACCUAACAUUUAAUACGCACAAAGCUACAGCAUGUAUUUGCUAAUGCUACUGUAUUUAUUGUGUAGAAUAUUGUCUACAUUAUUAAAUUGCUACUAACUGAGAAUUAUACAUGUAGCUAUACUGUCAAAAAACAACAACGAUUAAAUAAAAUGUCAGCA
This is a messenger RNA of Larimichthys crocea (large yellow croaker), 1705 nucleotides long. Its product is annotated as galectin-3. Bases 113 to 1273 code for a protein of 386 amino acids. Gene Ontology annotation, cellular component: cytoplasm; immunological synapse; nucleus. NCBI's taxonomy places the organism in Eukaryota, Metazoa, Chordata, Actinopteri, Sciaenidae. The record is from RefSeq and is a predicted model, not a curated record. The transcript has 6 exons. Gene Ontology annotation, biological process: macrophage chemotaxis; positive chemotaxis; monocyte chemotaxis. Gene Ontology annotation, molecular function: IgE binding; laminin binding; disaccharide binding.